UUUCUCAGGUUGCCUUUUCGCGUCGACCUCCUCACCAAUGGCGACGGGUGGCUAAAAAAAAACAGAGUCCAAGCCCGGCUCCCCGGCCCUCCUCGCCCAUGGCUCCCCUGGCCUCCCAUCCUCUCCCGUCCCGCGCUCCCACCACCGCCCCUCGCUUCCUCGCCGCCCCCGCCAUCCGGGUGCUCAGCCUGUCGCGGUCUGCGUCGCCGCUCCUCUCCGCCUCCGCAGGCCGCUUCCCUCAGGCCCCUCGCGCUCCCUGCAGUGCCGCCCGUGAGCACCGCCGCGACACCGUGCGGGAAUGCACUCGAGCUGAUGCUGCUGGACCAGCUCCAUUAUCAAAGACACUAUUAGACCUCAAGGAUUCCUGCUGGAGAUUUCUAAGGCCACAUACAAUCCGAGGAACUGCUUUAGGAUCCAUAGCAUUGGUUGCGAGAGCCUUGAUAGAGAAUUCCCAUCUGAUAAACUGGUGGUUACUAUUCAAAGCAUUCUAUGGGCUUUUAGCAUUGAUCUGUGGCAAUGGUUACAUAGUUGGGAUUAAUCAGAUCUAUGAUGUUGCUAUUGACAAGGUAAACAAGCCAUAUUUACCCAUUGCUGCCGGUGAUCUCUCAGUUGAGUCAGCAUGGUUGUUGGUGAUAUUAUUUGCAGCUGCAGGUUUUUCAAUUGUUAUAGCGAAAUUUGGACCUUUCAUUACCUCUCUAUACUGUCUUGGCCUAUUUCUUGGCACUAUAUAUUCUGUUCCUCCAUUCAGACUGAAGAGAUAUCCGGUUGCUGCUUUUCUUAUCAUUGCAACGGUUCGCGGUUUCCUUCUCAACUUUGGCGUGUACUAUGCUACUAGGGCUGCACUAGGUCUUACAUUCCAAUGGAGCUCCCCUGUUGCUUUCAUUACAUGCUUCGUGACACUAUUUGCUUUGGUCAUUGCUAUAACCAAAGAUCUCCCUGAUGUUGAAGGAGAUCGCAAGUACCAAAUAUCAACUUUGGCAACAAAGCUUGGUGUCAGAAAUAUCGCAUUCCUUGGAUCUGGUUUACUAUUAGCAAACUAUAUUGGUGCUAUUGUUGUAGCUUUUACCAUGCCUCAGGCUUUCAGGAGCACUGUAAUGGUUCCUGCGCACGCUGUCCUUGCCGCUGGUUUAAUUUUCCAGACAUGGGUUCUGGAGCAAGCGAAGUACACAAAGGAUGCUAUUUCACAGUACUACCGGUUCAUCUGGAAUCUCUUCUAUGCUGAAUAUAUCUUCUUCCCGUUAAUAUAGAGAGAUCUUGUAGUUCAGCAUGGGCUACAGUCUAAAACAUAGGAGCAAAUCAAAAUCUCGGAGAAGUUUGCAAAGUGCGGCCUUUUGUGCAUAUAAAGUGUAAAAGGUCUGUUGUGCAUACUUUCAACAGAAACAAUGGAAGAGCGAUGUUGCUCUGCUAGGGUUCUGAGGUUGUAGGAGCUUCGAAGGUUUUGCGAUGCUGAAGGCGUUGUUGGAGCUGUGGAAGCUGGUUUUUGUAUCGACACGACACUCGACAGUGUCCCGUUCUGUAUGGUCUUGAUUGAGGUCUUGCUUGGAAAGUUGGAAGUGCUUUGAGCACAUAGGUUGAAGCUUGA
Sorghum bicolor (sorghum) is the source of this 1582-nucleotide messenger RNA. RefSeq names its product probable homogentisate phytyltransferase 2, chloroplastic. The transcript has 11 exons. The record is from RefSeq and is a predicted model, not a curated record. Gene Ontology annotation, molecular function: prenyltransferase activity. The coding region runs from base 99 to 1247 and encodes 382 amino acids. Gene Ontology annotation, cellular component: membrane. Lineage: Eukaryota; Viridiplantae; Streptophyta; Magnoliopsida; Poales; Poaceae.